Molecule: messenger RNA, 1441 nt
Organism: Lucilia sericata (common green bottle fly)
Lineage: Eukaryota; Metazoa; Arthropoda; Insecta; Diptera; Calliphoridae
Product: putative fatty acyl-CoA reductase CG5065
Exons: 8
Coding region: 5-1441 (478 amino acids)
Biological process (GO): long-chain fatty-acyl-CoA metabolic process
Cellular component (GO): peroxisome
Molecular function (GO): alcohol-forming very long-chain fatty acyl-CoA reductase (NADP+) activity
Source: RefSeq, a predicted model, not a curated record
CAUAAUGGAUUUUUACAAUAAUGCUGUAAUAUUUGUAACGGGAGCCACUGGUUUUGUGGGCAAAACUUUGCUGGAAAAACUACUUUGGAGUUUUCCUCAGCUCAGUUGUGUUUACAUGUUGAUACGUGAGAAAUAUGAUAAAAGUGUGGAUCAACGUUUUCAAGAGUUUGUUCAGCACAAAAUAUUUGAACGUUUACGCUCCACCUAUCCAGAGCGUUUAAAAAAGCUUAAAUUUUUGGCGGGAAAUAUUGAGAAGGAAAAUUUUGGUCUUAGUAACGUGGAUAAGAAAAUGUUGUGUGCUGAGGUAAAUAUUAUUUUUCACAGUGCCGCCACUGUCCGCUUCAAUGAAAGACUUAAAGUGGCUGCACGUGUAAAUGCCGUUGCCACUUGGAAUUUAUUGGAAAUGUGUAAAGAUAUGCCGCUACUUAAGAGUUUUGUAUAUGUUUCGACUGCCUAUUGCAAUCCGGGACGCAAGUAUGUUGAUGAGGAAAUAUAUCCCACUUUACCUCCCGUAAAUUGGAAACAUUUUGUUGAUUGUGCCUUAAAAAUACCCGAUGAAUAUUUUAACAGUCUGGCCAACUAUAUUAAGGGACCCCAUCCUAAUACCUACACCUUUACCAAAUCCAUAGCCGAGCAAAUAGUCAAUGAUUAUAAACACUUGAUACCCAUAGUAAUAGUAAGACCUUCGAUAGUAACUGCGGCUCAUCGUGAACCCUACCCAGGAUGGAUAGAUAAUAUACAGGGUAUUACGGGUAUAAUGAUGGAAAUAGGUAAAGGAUCUAUAAGCAGCAUUUUAGGAGAUAAAGAUGUUAUAUGCGAUAUAAUACCAGUAGAUUAUGUGGUGAAUUCCAUGAUAUUAACGGCUCAAAGGGCAGUCAAGAGGAGGGUAUAUAUUUCCAACUCCACCUCUGGCGCUACUAAUCCUAUUACUUGGGAAGAAUUGGGCAACUUGACCCUUAAAUGGUCACGCAUAUAUCCCACCAAAAAAUUACUCAUGUAUCCUUAUUUCAAAUAUCGCAAAAGUUAUUUCUUUCACGACAUGGCAGUCUAUAUAUUACACUAUAUACCGGCCAUUUUAAUGGAUCUUUUAUCUCUGAUACAAGGUGGUAAACGUCGAAUGGUAUUGCCUAUAGCUAAGAAAUUUAGACAAGCCUGUUUGGCGGGCAAAUGUUUUUCUCUCAAUGAGUGGAUAUUUUUGAAUAGCAGUCGUUAUUAUUUCGCUGAUUUGAACAAUAAUGCUGUUGAUACUAGUCUAGAUUGUAAUUUACAAUCUCUGAACUAUGACAAUUAUAUACGACAAUUUGUUAUUGGCAUACAGAAGUAUUUGCAUCGUGAACCGAUAUGUGACAAUUCUAAUAAGUUUAAAAUAACCAGAUUAUAUUGGUCUUGGAUUUUUGUGCAUACCUUCAUGAUUUUGAUACUAUUAUAUAUUUUAUUAUAA